Molecule: messenger RNA, 2819 nt
Organism: Agrilus planipennis (emerald ash borer)
Lineage: Eukaryota; Metazoa; Arthropoda; Insecta; Coleoptera; Buprestidae
Product: dynein heavy chain 7, axonemal-like
Exons: 12
Biological process (GO): microtubule-based movement
Cellular component (GO): dynein complex
Molecular function (GO): minus-end-directed microtubule motor activity; dynein light intermediate chain binding; dynein intermediate chain binding
Source: RefSeq, a predicted model, not a curated record
AGUGCGUCUUAUAAAUAUGACAGAAAUUAAAAACAACAUUGGGUCCUUUUACCUAAAGAAAUUUCAGAAAAUGGUUCAGAAACAAUUAGAAACAGCUAACACAAUCCUGCUAGAAGAUUAUUUUAAGACAGUCGUUGACAUAUUCAUUCUCGCUCAUAGGAGAAAACAACUGGUCGAUUCAAGAAAUUUGAAGCAGUUGAAAAAAUUUUAUGACUGUGUUGCUUCGUUGAUGACGUAUCAGCUACAGACACUUUGCUUAAAAUCGCUUUAUGAUUACCAUCAGUACAUUACAGAUAUAAAAUAUUCCAAUAACGGUUUUAAAAUCUUCCUGAAGAGGAAAGUCCUUGUCGUUCCAACAGAGGAAGAAGAAGAAGCAGGCGAAGAAACAAUUGCUGAAAGUGAAUAUACGGAAGAGGAGGAAAAACAAGAAGAAGAACAAAAGGCUGAAGAGGUCGAAGAUGAAGAAACGAUAAGUGAAAUGAGAAACGAACUGGAAUUAAUUUUUGAACCAUCUUUCGAGGAAUUUUCCAUCGAAAUUAUCAAUCCCAUUGAUGCAAUGAUUGCUGCAGUCAUGGUAGUACCCAGAUUAGAAACAUUGUUGUACUUGGAUUACGAAGGACCUGCAGGAAGGCUCACACCAGUUAUUCUUAGUGAAAUCGUAGACAAUUAUAAGAAUGAUAUUUAUAAUAUGCUACAAGAACAACGACUUGGUCCAGAAGACAGGGCUCAUGACUUUGACCGUUACCUUCAUUUACUUAAUGGCGAGGCUGAAAGUGAAGUUCUGGUCUUUCUGUCUGAGGAACAUACUAUUGAAGAAUACGUCGAACAAAUUACCAUGUACAAAAAUCUUGGCGAAAGUAUACCAAUAGAUUUAGAAUAUGUAAUUACAGUUGGCAUGUACGAAAUGCAUAGAGAAGAACUGAUACAAAAUUUCGUUGAUGCCGCUGAGCAACUUAAGCUUCAGUUUAUUAAUCGGCUUGUAUCGGAUUAUCAAAAAAUAUGCAAAACAUUGGGAGAUACGUAUAGAAAAAUAUCUGACAAGUUACUUACAGUUCCGGAAGGUACGCAUCCUUUGAUGGAUUUGAUUGCGUACGUGAAUCGUGUGGAAGAAUUUGAUAUACCCCAGAUGGAAGACACAUUAAGAGAAAUUAUGAGAUAUAUUCUCAUACUGUGCAACUUUUGGCCCCUAACCCCCCAAGAAAUAAAACAGAACAGUUACACAUUUGCAUGGUACCGUAUGAUCCCGAAGAAAAUAGAAGAAAGUAGAGAAAUGAUUGACCGCAAAACUGAAGAAUUUAAAGAAAAUCUCGCAGUUCGCAUAGAGAAGUUUAUUGAAGAUCUUGAAAUUUACGCAAAAUUGGUAGACGAGCUGCAAUAUAAUGGAGAUAUCGAAGACUUGGACAAAUAUUACAAGAAAGCCCAGAAAUUGGACGAAAAAUUGGUGCAUGCCAUUGUCUUGAUAGAUGAAUUUAAUGCAGAAGAAAGAGCUUAUGGUUUCGAAGAAACCCAGUACCCAUUGAGGAAGAAAACCCAUGACAAAUUAACUCCUUUUAAAAAGUUAUACGAUAAUGCCGUCGAUUACAUGGAAAAUCGCAACAAAUGGUUAAAUUCCAAGGUGGGAACGUAUGACCCCGAUGAAAUAGAAACUGAAGUCACCACUUAUUACAGAAAUGUUUACAAACUAGAGAAAAGUUUCUCUGACAAGCCCGCAACAUGCGAAUUGGCAGGAACGGUCCGAGAAGAAAUUGAAGAUUUUAAGGAAAAUCUGCCGAUUAUUCACACUUUAGGAAAUCCUGGAUUAAAAGAGAGACAUUGGGAAAUGAUUUCUGAAAUUGUAGGCUUCCCUAUAGUACCUGAUGAGGAACUAACACUAGCUAAAGUAAUCGAUUACGGUUUACAUGAUUUCAUUGAAAAGUUUGAGUCAAUAUCUGAGGCUGCUUCCAAAGAAAACAAUCUCGAAAAGAAUAUUAAAAAAAUGAAAGCAGAAUGGGAAGAUGUAGCAUUCACAGCUUUGGAAUACAAAGAUACUGGCACUUACGUUAUAUCUGCAAUUGACGACAUCCAAGUGCAACUAGAUGAUCAUAUAAUUAAGGCGCAAACGAUGAAGAAUUCCCCGUACAUCAAACCAUUUGAAGCUGAAAUUUUAGACUGGGAACGCAGGCUGCAUUUACUUCAGGUAAUUAUCGACGAGUGGUUAAAAGUUCAGAGCACGUGGAUGUAUUUGGAGCCAAUUUUCUCUUCACCAGAUAUUCAACAGCAAAUGCCAGAAGAGGGUCGAAAAUUUACUGCCAUGGAUAAGAUUUGGAGAGAAUUAAUGAAAACCGUUUACACUGAACCAAAAGUUUUGGUGGUUGUGGAAAUAGACAAAAUGGUUGAAAGAUUAGUCAAAUGUAAUGGCUUGCUCGACGCAGUGCAGCGUGGUUUAAACAAUUACUUGGAAGUAAAACGACUAUACUUCCCUCGGUUCUUCUUCUUGUCAAAUGACGAACUAUUAGAAAUUCUAUCCGAAACCAAGGACCCCACAAGAGUCCAGCCUCAUUUGAAGAAAUGCUUCGAAGGGAUAGCUAAACUAACAUUUACAGCUGAUAUGGAUGUAACACAUAUGAAAUCAUCUGAAGGAGAGAUUGUACCACUUGUGGAUGUCAUUCAAACUGCAUUGGCAAGAGGACAAGUUGAAAAAUGGCUGGUAGAAUUGGAAAUAGAUAUGAAGAAGUCUGUUCACAAAAUGGUUGCCAUGGCAAUUGCCGAUUAUACUAAGAAACCUCGUGAUGUCUGGGUCCUCGUAUGGCCUGGUCAAACGGUACGAACCAAAAUUAAUC